Chenopodium quinoa (quinoa) is the source of this 2313-nucleotide messenger RNA. RefSeq names its product protein MICRORCHIDIA 7-like. NCBI's taxonomy places the organism in Eukaryota, Viridiplantae, Streptophyta, Magnoliopsida, Caryophyllales, Amaranthaceae. Bases 1 to 2313 code for a protein of 770 amino acids. The transcript is spliced from 20 exons. Gene Ontology annotation, cellular component: nucleus. The record is from RefSeq and is a predicted model, not a curated record. Gene Ontology annotation, molecular function: ATP hydrolysis activity.
AUGAUUAAGCAAGAUAUCUCAAAAGACAUGGAUUCAACCCAGUUGAAGAGGAAAAGCCCUAGUUCAACACCACCAUCAGAAGUGUUUCCUGAUCUCAUCGAAAUCGAUUCGGAUUCCGAGGACGAGUCGAAUAUUAAUAAAACCAAUGAUAAUGAUGAUACAUUCAUUGAGAGAAGGUCGAGUUUUUCUGAAGAUUCUUUUGUUGAUGAUAACAGGGAACUUGUUGACGCUAGUUAUAAGAAUGCCGGUAUUGUUAGUAAUGUUACGACGGCUGCUGUGACCGCCUCGUCGAAUGUUGCUCGUAAACAGUUCUGGAAGGCUGGUGAUUAUGACGCUUCUUGUGUUCUUGGGGCUCAUCCAUCCACCUCUUCUUACUCCGCCGGAAUGGAUCAUGUUAGAGUCCAUCCAAGGUUUUUACAUUCUAAUGCAACAAGUCAUAAAUGGGCAUUGGGAGCUUUCGCCGAGCUCCUUGACAAUGCUUUGGAUGAAGUCAAUAAUGGCGCUACUUAUGUUAAAAUUGACAUGCUUAUAAACGAAAAGGACCGUAGUAAGAUGCUUUUAGCUGACAUAGACCGCCAUAGAAUGCUGCUAGUUCAAGAUAAUGGCGGUGGAAUGGAUCCCAACAAAAUGAGGCAAUGUAUGUCUCUUGGGUAUUCAGCAAAGAGCAAGCUUGCAAACACUAUUGGGCAAUAUGGAAAUGGUUUUAAGACUAGUACCAUGAGGCUAGGGGCAGAUGUUAUCGUCUUUUCAAUGUGUCAAGGGAAGGAUGGCACAUGUCCUACAAGAAGUGUAGGGAUGUUGUCAUACACAUUUUUGACUAGUACUGGGAAGGAGGAUAUCAUUGUUCCUAUGAUUGACUAUGAGAAGAAAGGGGAAGUUUGGACCAAGAUUGUACGCAGUUCUCUAGAAAAUUGGCAUGUAAAUUUAGAGGCUGUUGUCCAGUGGUCUCCAUUCUCCAGCGAGCAAGACCUCCUUCAGCAGUUUGAUUCCAUAGGUUAUCAAGGUACCAGAAUUAUAAUUUACAAUCUCUGGGAGGAUGAUAGAGGACAGUUGGAGCUGGAUUUUGGUACCGAUCCUCAUGAUAUCCAAAUUCGAGGAGUCAAUAGAGAUGAGAAAAGGAUAGCUAUGGCUAGAAAGUAUCCCAAUUCUAAGCAUUUCUUAACUUAUCAGCAUUCACUAAGGAGUUAUGCAUCUAUCCUUUAUCUGAGAAUUCCUACUGGAUUUCGGAUUAUACUGCGUGGGCAAGAUGUCAUGCACCAUGAACUGGUGAAUGAUAUGAUUCACCCAAAACAAGUUUCAUACAAACCUAUGCCUAUAACUAAUGGGACUGUAAAGGAUUCAGCUUUACAGUCAGAAAAUAUGCAAGCUUUGGUGACACUAGGAUUUGUGAAAGAUGCUCAAGAUCAUAUGGAUAUACAAGGGUUUAAUGUUUACCACAAAAACCGGCUAAUUAAGCCCUUUUGGAGAGUCUGGAAUGCUGCUGGAAGUGAUGGUCGAGGAGUCAUAGGUGUUUUGGAGGCCAAUUUUGUCGAACCAGCUCAUGAUAAGCAGGGUUUUGAGAGGACAACGGCGCUGUCAAGACUUGAAUCACGGCUAGUUCAUCUGCAGAAGACUUAUUGGCGUGACAACUGCCAUGAAAUUGGUUAUGCACCACGAAGAUCAAUAAACAAAGUUGUUCCAAUAGUGUCUUCUCCUCUUCCAAUUAGAGGCAAUGGCAAUGCUAUAAAGGGAAUGACUCCCAACAGAAGUGAUGACAACGCUUUGGAAAUAAUCAGAAACAGUAGUAAGAGGAAUUCUGUUAAGAAAAUUGAACACAUUUCACCAAAUGUUGAAUCUUUAAGUGAAGAUGAUGAGAUGACUAAUAAUCAUAUCGAGUUACCAUCACCAACAAUCCAACACAACCUUUCCAGUAGUAACAAGGUGGAACAGAUCAACAAUGACAAGCAUACAUCUACAGAAAUGAAAGCAGAAGUUGAGAUGUUACGAAAAGAGAACCUUGAGUUGAUACAGAGGCUAGAAAAGGCUACUGAAUCAAGGGAUGAUUCGCUGCGAGAGCUACAAUUUGAAAGAGAUAGGAGUAGAGCCCUUGAAGCUCAAUUUGAAGAGGCCAAUAGAAAAAAUGCUGAAAUGGACAAAGAGCAGGAAGCUCUAAUCACGAUAUUUGCAGAGGAAAGAGAGCGAAGAGACACCGAAGAUGAAAAGAUGAGGGAGCGUUUAAGGGCUGCUUCAAAAACAAUUGACGAAUUGGUCGAAAAAGUGCACACAAUGGAGAAAUACAGGCAGCUUCCAAGAUGUAAGCCUGAAAUUGAUUAA